Paramecium octaurelia is the source of this 2172-nucleotide messenger RNA. NCBI's taxonomy places the organism in Eukaryota, Ciliophora, Oligohymenophorea, Peniculida, Parameciidae. The record is from the annotation of a GenBank genome assembly.
AUGCUAAAUAAGUAAGUCUUAAGCAGAACGGCCACUAAACGAAAUUUGUUAUUUUCCCAAAGUGUUCUGGAAUCGAGCCAAAAAUCAUCCUUAUAAUAAAAAUCUAGUAGACAUAUGAAAGUGAAAUCGCAGGUUCUGUGCAACACUCCCAGUGGUUAAGAGAAACAUAAAACAGAUUUGUUUAAAGAGUAGAGUCUGUUUAGUGACGACUCUGAUAAUGACUUGUUUCGUGAGAGUAGUUUAAAACCCCCAAAGACUGCUAGUUCAAUCAAGCCCAGAUCGAAGAUCCUCAAUUAGAUGGCCUAUUUGACUUAGAAGAUGACACCAGAGUAUCAAAGGAGAAUGCAACUUAUUUCUCAGGCCGAGUAAAAUGGAUUUGUUAUAAGAGGGACAAGGUGCUUGACUUUCGAAUUGAGCAAACUGAGUAACCAAUUCAAGUAAACAGUCAGUAGCUGAGUUUUGGAGAAACCCUUAUUAAUUAUUAGCAUGAUAAGGUAUAAAAGAUCUUUAAAAGUUUAUCUAAAGCACCCUAUUGAAUUAUAACCUGAAUUAUGGAACGUCUAAUCAGUGAGAUAGAUGGAAUUUUAUUAUUACAAGAUUAGAUCCAAAAUGCAGCCAGUUCCAUUGUAAUUCUAUAUGAAUCAAAUUGAGAGCACAAACUUUAAAAUAUUUGUAUCAUCUGUCAAUCCAUUCCCGACCAAUUUCUCUUGUGAUUAGAUAAUAUCAGUUAAGGGGUGGAAAUAUAAGGUGGAUGAGUCUAAAAUAUUUCAUUGUGAUUAUAUUUACAUUAGUAUGGUGUGUGAUUUAGAUACUUAGGUAAAACUAAAAUACUAAUUUGGUACAAGAAUGAUGAAAAGACCGUAAACAAUGCAAAAAAAGUUGGACACUGAAUCCAUGUUUCUUUAAAAUCCUUAACAACAAUAGUUAGAAAGAAUGAAUUCUGAUUUUCUGUUAGCAUAAGUGGCUGAAAUAAAAAAAAGAAGAAAACAAAGAUUAAGGAUAAGAGGGAUAUUCAAGGAUUUGAUAAAGGAAAACAUUUAGAAGGUCGUAGAAUAUAAUGAAGAAUAAUAAAAGAGUUUUAGAGAAAUGAGACGAGUACAAUCCGAUAAUAGAAUAGAAGAUGUGUUGUGUAGAAAGAAAUAGCUGAAUUAAAAUGAACAAUAAAGAAAAGUAUAUGAACAAAAGACAAGAGAAUUAGGUAAAAUAUUAAGACAAAGAUCUAAUUUUGUACAAUCCAAAAAAACACUGAAAAAUAAAGUCUGUCAUCAUUGGUUAAAUUUCAUUUACAUGGCUUUAAUUAGUAGUAGGAUACUCCAUGUUUACUAACACAAAAUCGAAGCCUAAAAUCAAUCUACUUUAAUGGCUUUCUAAGUUAAAAGAAUCAUGAAAAGAAUUCAUAAACGAUUAAUUGCCAUCAAAGGAUUGACAUUGUAUGAUAGAGUAUUUUUUGAUGUUAAACUGUAAAAUAAAUUAUUAUAUAAUCAGGGCUUCCUUAUGUUUUUGUAGAGCUGUAUAUUAAAAAUAAGUUAAAGAACACAUUUAAAAAAUUGUGCCCUUUCUUAAAUAAAGAGCUGAACUCCAUCAUUUCAAAAAUCAAGUUGUCAGUACUCAUCUCAAGAUUUAAAAAAUCAGAUAAAUAGUUUAAGAAUUUGUAUUGAAAUUCAAAAACUAUAAAAAAUCACUGAGUGGUGUUUGGUAGAAGUACUUUAAAGAACAACUUCUUAAAAAUUAUAAUCAAUUAAAUCAGAAAAAGAAGGAGAUGUAUUAGCAAUAUAUCUUUUUACUUUAGAAUCAAGAGAAUUAUAGGUAUGUGAUUGAUUCCUAAAUAAUAGCAUUCUACUAACAGAAUUUGUGAAUGCCUACAGCAAAGAAAUGUUAAGGAAAUUUAUGAAAGAAAUGAGUGCCUAUUCUUAAUAUUUAAAGAAAUUGCGAUAAUAAAAAUAUAACAAAGUUAAGAGGAGGGAUUAUGAAUUGAAUGAAUAAGUUAUGUACUAACCUAAAAUGUUUCAAAUCCCCACUUAUGAUGACAUCUUAGAAUAUCUUCCAAUAUUGAUGAACAGUAAUAAUAGAUAAGAUGCAAGAAGUUCAUAAUAAUAGAUCUCGCAAUCUUAAAUCUUGAGCAUAGGUGAAAAUAAUGAAAAAAAGAGAAAGUAAAUAAGAAUGAAGAAAUGA